Wyeomyia smithii (pitcher-plant mosquito) is the source of this 1558-nucleotide messenger RNA. RefSeq lists its product as uncharacterized. The annotation marks the transcript as partial. Gene Ontology annotation, molecular function: aldose 1-epimerase activity; carbohydrate binding. The record is from RefSeq and is a predicted model, not a curated record. The transcript has a single exon. NCBI's taxonomy places the organism in Eukaryota, Metazoa, Arthropoda, Insecta, Diptera, Culicidae. Gene Ontology annotation, biological process: beta-D-galactose catabolic process via UDP-galactose, Leloir pathway; glucose metabolic process.
CGUAUGUUCUCUAUCAUAGCAGUCCACGGGAAUUGUUGACGUGCAAGGCGAAAAAAUGUGCGACCCUUCAGUGAUAUUCAAAUCCGAGAAACUAAAAUUAUCUGUUUCGAAAUUCGGUGUACUCACUUGUCCACAAACGGGAGCAACUUUUGAAGUACAAAAAUAUACCUGGGAAACUACAAAUAAACUUACACUCGAGGUAAUUACCUUAGACGCAGCAAUUGUUAGCCUUUGCGUUCCGGACAAAAACUUUAAACCAGAUGAAAUCAUUCUUGGAAGCAGCAAAACUGUGAAAGGUUAUCUGUACUACGCUGAAGCCAAAUUGACUUCAUCGAUCCAGUCUGUACCGUUAAAACGAACCAGCGUUUGGUCUCAGCGUAUAUGGUCACCUUACGUUACAAAUUCCGACCUAAUUCUUACCAAUGUUGUUUUUGGUGAAUGCAACAACCUGAUGAUCCAAGUACGAUUUACAGUGACAUAUAAAAAUGAGAUCCAGAUCACCUACCAGGUAGUGAGUGACCCAGCACGUUCUCUAGAGACCACUCAUCGGAUAUUAUUUAAUCUAGGAGGUCGUUGCAGUGCUCAUUUCGGAAUGUAUGAUCAUGUAGCUCAAAUAAACGGUAAUGGGUUUCACCGUUUGAAGGAGAAAAAACCUACUGAUAGUAUGAAGAAAUGCAUGGCGACCGAUGUGGCAGACCUCCGAGUUGCUCAACAUGUUGGAAUGGCCAUAUACAGAGCAGAAAAGGACGGAUUCGAUGGUGUUUAUGAGCUGCCAAAAUUGGAAAAUUCUCACUUCGAUAUGAGGCUGAUUCAGGCGCGAAAUGGACGUGUAAUGGAAAUCUAUUCGACCUACAAGUGGAUUCAGUUUUCGACUUUGAAUAAUCUUCCAGAUGAAAAUCAAGACAUAAAUCCCUUCUAUGCUUGCCUUGGGAUCAGAAAUAUUGAACAAAUUUUCAAUAUGGAGCAAUUGAUUAAUUCUGUAGUUUAUUCAGUGGAAGGCGAUGAUGAACCGGUUGCAGAGAGUUCCAAUGCUUCUUUGAACGAUUCUGAUACGCUUAAUGAAUCCAAGAUAAGGGUUUUUAUCGACGAUGUUUUGCUUAAAGAUCUAGAGGAAAAAGUAGAAGCUUUGAAGCAAGCUGGUAUUUUAAGCAUCGCAGAAGCGCAUGAUAUCAUUAUUGACUUACUUUAUAUGAGCCUCGAUCUUGGCAGUGAAUCUAGUUGUGCCUCCUACAGUAAAGAAGAAGUGGAAAUACGAAAAAUAAUUGAAGAUUUAUUAUUGAAAGCACAUCCAACUCCUACGCGUUCGAUCUCUGAAACCUUUACUUUAUCAACCGCUGAGAAAAUAUCAAGAAUUUCAUCCGAAGUAGAAGAAUCCGAUGAAAUUAUUUCCGACUUUCAAAAACAUAGUGGAAUACUUUUGCAGCUAAGCAACACACCCUUCUUAAAAAAAUGCAAACGGAGAAGUAUUUUUUCCACCUUUCAUCGAGAACCCCCGCAGAUAAUAUUUAAUCAAACGGUUACUAUGAAAUUCGGUAUUUGUAGAAGUACUAAUAAAUCG